AUGUCCGAAUUGAGCGCUUCGGAAUAUAUCAAAGAGCAAAAUGCGUUGGAAGAUGAGGCUCGCGAGCUGAUGCCCCAAAGCCCGACCCACUGCACAUAUGUAGACGGGGCUCUGCGACAACCCGUUUUUGCUUGUCUAGAUUGUGGGGAAAUAGGUGUCUGUUACUCGUGCUCUAUUCAAUGCCACGCCAACUGUGACUUGGUUGAGCUCUUCACGAAACGAGGUUUUACCUGCGACUGCGGGACUGAAAGACAACUAAAGAAGAAAGAUAAAAGUGAGUUUUGGUGCCAGUUAAGGCAGAACUCCAGUCGAGAUAUUCCAAGCUCAUCAAACACCUAUGGCCAAAAUUUCAAGGGCCGAUUUUGCGACUGUCACAAGAGGUACGACCAUGAAUCAGACUCUACAAUGAUUCAAUGCGCAUUGGGAUUAAAUUGCAACGAGGAUUGGUAUCAUUGCUCCUGUAUUCUUGAGACUCGUGAAGAUACCACGAGGGAGGCAAACACUUCCGAGCCGAUAGAUCAAUUACCGAAAGACUUUCCAUCUUUGGAAUCGUUCGAUGCGUUCCUCUGUUGGAAAUGCGUAUCUCGGUUUUCUUCAAUUUUUCAAGAUUUGUUGGCGCACACUCUUUCACAAAAGCUCAUAGCACACAUAGUUCCUCACUCAAACACUCUAGAAAGCGCACCUAGUUCUAGUAAUGCGGUGAAAGCCGAGGAAAGCUCGAAGAAACGGAGAGCGGAAACAGAUGAUGACUUGCCCUUCUCCAUUAUGUUUAGACCGGACUACAAAGAUGUUCUAGUAAUGAUAAAAGAUGAUUUAGAGGAAUCUAGCAAGCUAUAUGUGUUUUUGCAGGAUAUUGCGCCUUUUCUACUCGACGAGGACUCUGUAUACGAGCCUUCUGAAGAUUCUGAUGAUGCUACAUCAACGUUUGAACUAGGAACGCAGGCAUUAAGUUCUUCAGUGGAUAGAAGUAUUGCGGUUGCAGGUAUACAAGCAAUGGACAACAUUAAACAGAAAUUGAGCGAGUUCUUGAAGCCAUUUGCAGAUUCUGGCAAGAUUGUAAAGGAAGAAGACAUUCGAAAUUUCUUCAAGUUACAAAAAGAAGAAGAAUCUAGAGAUAGUUGA
Lachancea nothofagi CBS 11611 is the source of this 1122-nucleotide messenger RNA. Lineage: Eukaryota; Fungi; Ascomycota; Saccharomycetes; Saccharomycetales; Saccharomycetaceae. The record is from the annotation of a GenBank genome assembly.